CCUCACCCCCUUUGGAUGCCUGCGUCUUUGCUCUGGGUUUAGUGGGGAGUGUAGUUUUUCUUCCUCAGUAUCCUAGAAAUUUUUGUCAAAGGGUUUGAGGGAGGCUGGGCGAAGAUGGACUCCUGAAUUGAAGGACACCAAUUGGGGCAGAGGUGGACACCUAGGUCCUUGAGAGGAAUUUAGGGCGGAGAUGGAUACCUGGCUCUUGAGAGCAAUUGGGGAGGGGAAAUUCGAGAAGAAGUUCCAGACAGAGCAGGCAGGCGGCUCCGUGUCACACAGUACCCAGUUUGAAUAUGCCUGGUGUUUGGUCCGGAGCAGAUACAAUGAUGACAUCCGAAAGGGCAUCGGGCUGCUGGAGGAACUGCUAUCUAAAGGAAGCAAAGAGGAGCAACGAGAUUAUGUUUUCUACUUGGCUGUGGGGAACUACCGACUCAAGGAAUAUGAGAAGGCUCUAAAGUAUGUGCGAGGGUUGCUGCAGACUGAGCCCCAGAACAACCAGGCCAGGGAACUAGAAUGCCUUAUUGAUAAGGCUAUGAAGAAAGAUGGGCUGGUAGGCAUGGCCAUCGUGGGGGGGAUGGCCCUGGGCGUGGCUGGGCUCGCCGGGCUGAUUGGACUUGCUGUGGCCAAGUCUAAGUCUUGAAUUGCUCUACCACCAACACCCUCGGAUCACACCUCUGACCUGCUCCCCCUCGGAGAUGAAGCUGCCAAUGGGGCCGUGGAGAUGCUGAUAUUGAGGAUGUGAGGGGGAAGGGGCCUGCCACUUUUGUACCUUUAUUCCUAUUACCCCCAUCUUCAUCCCCUUUCCAGUUUUCUCCCUGAUUACUGUAUGCCCUUCAAUUUCUUUCCUAAUACCUGCCCUCCCCCAGGAUUUUGUGUUUUGGUAGAAUGUAAAUAAAACUGAGGGUUCUGGAUUGAGA
This is a messenger RNA of Monodelphis domestica (gray short-tailed opossum), 917 nucleotides long. RefSeq names its product fission, mitochondrial 1 (gene FIS1). Gene Ontology annotation, molecular function: protein binding. Gene Ontology annotation, biological process: mitochondrial fission; autophagy of mitochondrion; mitochondrial fragmentation involved in apoptotic process. Lineage: Eukaryota; Metazoa; Chordata; Mammalia; Didelphimorphia; Didelphidae. Gene Ontology annotation, cellular component: peroxisomal membrane; mitochondrial outer membrane. The record is from RefSeq and is a predicted model, not a curated record.